ACCAUGUCUCUGUUUCCAUCGCUCUCUCUCCUUCUUCUGAGUGUGGUGACAGCAUCUUGCUCAGAAGCAGAACCCUAUGAGAACCUCCCUAAGACCUGCCCUGUGAUCACCUGUGCUUCUCCCGGCAUCAACGGCCUGCCAGGCAGAGAUGGGCGUGACGGAGCCAAGGGAGAAAAGGGAGAACCAGGCCAAGGGCUCAGAGGCUUGCAGGGUCCUCCUGGAAAGGUGGGGCCUCCAGGAAAUCCAGGGCCCCCUGGGCUUCCAGGACCAGUAGGCUCAAAAGGAGACCCUGGAAAAUGUCCAGGUUGUGAUGAUGGCCUGGCUGCUUUAGAAAGAGAAACUCUGCGAUCAGAAUUGAACCGUAUCAAAAACUGGUUGACCUUCUCUCUGGGCAAACAAGUUGGAAAGAAGUUCUUCUUGACCAAUGGUGAAAAGAUGACCUUUGACAAAGUGAAGGCUGUGUGCACCCAGUUCCAGGCCUCUGUGGCCACCCCCAGGGAUGCUGAAGAGAACAAGGCCAUCCUGCAUUUAACCAAAGGAGAGGCCUACCUGGGCAUCACAGAUGAGGGGAAGGAAGGCCAUUUUGUGGAUCUGACAGGAAUGGGACUGACCUACCAAAACUGGAAUGACAAUGAGCCCAACGAUGCUGGCUCUGGGGAAGAUUGUGUGGCGAUGCGGGAGGACGGCAAAUGGAAUGAUGUCGAUUGCUCAACAACUUCCCUUUGGGCAGUGUGCGAGUUCCCCGUCUGA
This is a messenger RNA of Miniopterus natalensis, 750 nucleotides long. RefSeq names its product mannose binding lectin 2 (gene MBL2). Gene Ontology annotation, cellular component: multivesicular body. The record is from RefSeq and is a predicted model, not a curated record. Lineage: Eukaryota; Metazoa; Chordata; Mammalia; Chiroptera; Miniopteridae.